AUGGCUAGGGACAGGAAUGAUCCUGGUCUGAAUGAUCCAUUAAAUCCAAAUGGUCAGGAUGUUGAUCUUUCUAUUCAUCACGUGAUAGACGACCGAGACAGGCCAAUUAGUGAACAUGUUGUGCUAAUUUUGGGUGAUUUGAAUUUAGGGAUAGUUAAACCACACAUUCAAGCUCAGCAUUUUGAGUUGAAAUCGAUGAUGUUUCAGAUGUUCCAAACACUGGGACAGUUUAGUGGGUUGCCUACUGCAAAUCCACGAUUGCAUUUAAGACUUUUCCUAGAAUUCUAUGACUCGUUUAGACAACAGGGUGUUCCUGAAGAUGCCCAGAGACUUAAAUUGUUUCCAUAUUCCUUGAGAGACCGAGCAAGAGCAUGGUUGAAUGUUUUGCCAUCGAGGACAGUGGCAUCAUAG
Gossypium arboreum is the source of this 411-nucleotide messenger RNA. RefSeq lists its product as uncharacterized. The record is from RefSeq and is a predicted model, not a curated record. NCBI's taxonomy places the organism in Eukaryota, Viridiplantae, Streptophyta, Magnoliopsida, Malvales, Malvaceae. The transcript has a single exon. Bases 1 to 411 code for a protein of 136 amino acids.